Molecule: messenger RNA, 1895 nt
Organism: Engraulis encrasicolus (European anchovy)
Lineage: Eukaryota; Metazoa; Chordata; Actinopteri; Clupeiformes; Engraulidae
Product: zinc-binding protein A33-like
Exons: 6
Coding region: 1-1374 (457 amino acids)
Biological process (GO): protein ubiquitination
Cellular component (GO): cytoplasm
Molecular function (GO): ubiquitin protein ligase activity; protein binding; zinc ion binding
Source: RefSeq, a predicted model, not a curated record
AUGGCUUCAUCUCUAGAAAAAGACCUCACCUGUCCUGUAUGCAGCGACAUCUUCAAGGACCCCGUGGUGCUGUCCUGCAGCCACAGCGUGUGUAACAUCUGUGUCCAGCAUUACUGGGAGAGCAAAGGCUCCAUGCAGUGUCCCGUCUGCAAGAACAAGUCCAGUGAAGCACCUACCUCAAGCUACGCUCUGAAAAACCUGUGCGAGCUCUACCUGAAGGAGAAGGGCAACGCGCAUGGGCAUGGGCGGUGUAAAGAGCACAAGAAGCACCUCAAGCUCUUCUGUCAUAACGACCAAGAGCUCUUGUGCCAGUUGUGUGAAGACUCAAAAGCACACAAAGGUCACAAGUGCAGCUCCAUCAGCAAGGCUGUGACUGAUUUCAAGGAGGAGCUGAUGGUCAAACUUCAGAAGAAGAUGAAGGACUAUGAGAAGGCCAGAGAUGACUGCCAUAGAACCAUCAUGCACAUAAAGACUCAGUCGAAACAAACAGAGAAACACAUCAAGAAGAUCUUCUCCGAUCUUCACCAGUAUCUACGAGAUGAGGAGAAGGCGAGAAUCGCUGCCUUGAAGGAGGACGAGAAACUCAAGAGCCAACUGAUGAAGAAACAGGUGGAUAAGAUUACAUCUCUUCCGGAAUCAAUCAAAGCCAUCAGAGAGGAGAUGGCUGCAGAUGACAUUACAUUUCUACAGAACUACAGGAGUACAGUGGAAAGAGCCCAGUGCUCACUGAAAGAUCCAGAGAAGCUUUCAGGAGCUCUGAUCAAUGUGGCAACGCACCUGGGCAACCUGAAAUUCAAAGUCUGGGAGAAGAUGCAGGAGAUUGUGCAAUACUCUCCUGUCACGCUGGAUCCCAACACUGCACACACAGGACUGAUGCUGUCUGAAGAUCUGACCAAUGUGAAGCGUAGUGAUGAGAAACAACAACUGCCUGAUAACCCAGAGAGAUUUGAUAGAUACUUCACUGUGGUAGGCUCUGAGGGCUUUGACUCAGGGACACACUGCUGGGAUGUGGAGGUUGGGGAGAAUUCUUGUUGGGGCGUGGGGGUGAUGACAGAGUCUGUCCAGAGGAAAGGGGAGUGUGCCACCAAGAAUGGACAGUGGUAUUUCUGGUACAAAGAUGGCAAAUAUUGGGCAUGUGCCACGCCCCAUCCCUCCUUUCUCCUGGCAGUCAGGCAGAAACCCCAGAGGAUCAGAGUGCAGCUGAACUGGGACAGACAAGAACUGGUGUUUUCCGACCCCGAUAGCAACACACACCUGCACACCCUUGAAGACACUUUCUCUGAGAGAGUGUUUCCAUACUUAAACACAGGAGAGUUCCCCCUUAAAAUCCUACCAGUGAAGGUGUCAAUAGCAGCAACGCAGCAACUCAGCUAGGGGUGACAUCACUGACAGUGCAGUGCACUAACAUGCAAGGAAUAUUCUUUUAAUUGGAAUGGUUGCAGUAUUACGUUUGUGUGCAAGUCAUGUACAGCCUCUAACUGCAGUUUUGUUGCCUGUGUUGAUGAAACAACAGCUAAUAACCUGACAAUUGACUCCAGAAGUCGCAGUGGCUGUAAACUCCUUAUUCAUUCCCAUUCUGUCCGUGCUUCUGGAAUAUUCCAGUUCCGGAAACGCUGUUUCACACACAUUAAUGGAUAUUACCGAAAUUGUUUUAAAAGGAAUACUCUGUGCAUGGACUGUAUGUGACUGCACUCAUUGAGUAACAAGGUGUAACUGAGCAUGGAGAAUUUGUAGGGCAGUUGGUGAAGUAUUAUAGUCACUUUUUGCACAUUACGAGGCAUGAUAGAUAAUAAUGUGGCAUUUGAAAUCAAGAAGGUCUGUAUCGUUUAGGUAGUUCUGUUUGUUUAUUUUGUCAUGACUUCACUUUCUAGUAUCAGUCAUGCUAAGGCCCUUUU